CAUGUCGGCAUAGGAGUUUCUAUCCAAACUUUACAGCCAAUAUUCACAGAGUUUAGACGGAAAGUCGUGAGCAGUCUGAGGAAUAUGGUGUGUGAGCACAGCGCAGAUUUAGUUCAGCCUUCUCAGAGCGGUUCACUUCGCGGGUUUAUAAUUUUCGUAGUAUUUGUUAGCUUUAACUCGGCGGUUUCUGCAUGUGAAGGAAUCAGCCCAGAGAGAUGUCUCAUCUGGGGAGCGGGACUGAACCCCGACACGGUUUUACCGGUCCGCUACUUCUUUAUUCAGGCGGUCAGUUCAAAGGGAGAAAACCUGACUUUGUCUCCAGGUAAAGACACGUUUAAAGUGAAGAUCAGCUCCCUGGACAAGAAGGAGCACAUCCGCAUCCACGUCCCUCCACCUCUGGACAGAGGAGAUGGGUCCUUCCUGGUGAGGUACCGGCUCUACGGCACAGCGCUCAGGGGUCUGAAGAUUGAAGUCCUCCACCAAGAUGCUUCUGUUGCCAAAUCACCCUACAUCAUGCAAGGUCCGGUCUAUCAUGAGUACUGUGACUGUCCUGAACCCGACGCCGCCGUCUGGCAGAGUAUCAUGCAGUGUCCUGCUGUAGAGCCUCAGAUCCUCGCGGACUUUAAAGCCUUUCCUGCAGUCGACCUGCAGCACCUCAGACAGGAAGUGCCUCACAGAUUCUCUAACAGGGGAGGCCUCAUUCAUUACGCCAUCAUCAACAACCAGCUGUAUCGCCGCACUCUGGGCAAAUAUACCGACUUCAAGAUGUUCUCUGAUGAAAUGCUGCUGUCUCUAACAAGGAAGGUGAGGUUGCCUGAUGUGGAGUUCUUCAUCAAUGUUGGUGACUGGCCCUUAGAGACGAGGAGGACGGACGCUGUUCCAAUCUUGUCGUGGUGUGGCUCCACAGACACCCGGGACAUUGUCCUUCCCACUUACGAGGUCACACACUCCACCCUGGAGACCAUGAGAGGCGUCACCAAUGACCUGCUGUCUGUCCAGGGAAACACAGGGCCUCCGUGGGCUAAUAAAACAGAGCGGGCGUUUUUCCGUGGCCGGGACAGUCGAGAGGAGCGUCUUCAGCUGGUCUCUCUGUCCAAGAAAAACCCUGAUCUGCUGGACGCAGGUAUCACAGGGUGGUUCUUCUUCAGAGACAGAGAGAAACACGUAGGCAAAGCACCACUUGUUGGAUUCUUUGACUUCUUUAAGUACAAGUACCAGGUGAACGUGGAUGGGACAGUGGCGGCGUAUCGUUUUCCUUACCUGAUGCUCGGGAACAGCCUGGUCCUGAAGCAGGACUCGCAGUAUUAUGAACAUUUCUACAGCCUCUUGAAGGCAGGGACUCACUACGUUCCUGUGAAGAGAAACCUGUCAGACCUUCUGGAGAAAAUCAAAUGGGCCAAAGAGAACGACGCUGAAGCACGAGAGAUGGCCAGAGAGGGUCAGGCAGCGGCCAGGGAGCUGCUGCAGCCCAGCAGACUGUACUGUUACUACUACAGAGUGCUGCACACGUACUCGGAGCGACAGGCGGGACAGGCCACGCGACACGCAGACAUGGAGCUGGUUCCUCAGCCGGACGACCACACCGCUGUGUGCACAUGUCAGCGUAAAAACCACGAAGAAGAAACCAACAUGAAAGAUGAACUAUGAUGGAAUAUGUUUUUAGUUUUUAACUUUGUUAUCUCUCUUCUGAAUCAUUCCCAACAAAUAAAGAGCGAAAAUAAUUUAAUGUUCCUGAUACUGAAGAAAAUGUGAAUGUAAUAGUGUACAGUUAAACAUUACAGUUAAAAUUGGUGCUGUUCCUUUGGACAGUAAAGGAAAUUUUAGGACAGAUUCACUGUAAAAAGCUUGUCCUCAGACAUUUCAAGAUGAAGCUACAGGACAAACUUAUAAUGCCCUCCUCCUUAUUUUUUAAUACUGUAUGUUAGGUAUUGCUGUUUUGUGCCUUUGGAAAGAUCUGGUUAGCAAUGUGAGAAAGUGAGAUUAUAAUUAGUGUUUUGUAAACGUGCCUUUGAAUAUUUGUUUACAGUAUUAUCCUAAAAUAAAUAUGUCUUUAAGUAAAUCUGAUAUGUUGCUGUACAUCAUGUUGAGAUGUUUUUGUCACAGACCAACUGGCAGACCUCUUUUAUGCCUUCUAUUGAACCACGCUGCUAGCAUGGCUAAACGUGUUUUUUUUUAAAAGUAAAGCCACAUUAGACACAACAACACUGCACAGAUUUGUGUGUAAAUGUUGACAGCAAAAAAUUUU
Toxotes jaculatrix (banded archerfish) is the source of this 2245-nucleotide messenger RNA. RefSeq names its product protein O-glucosyltransferase 3 (gene poglut3). Gene Ontology annotation, cellular component: endomembrane system. The coding region runs from base 85 to 1647 and encodes 520 amino acids. NCBI's taxonomy places the organism in Eukaryota, Metazoa, Chordata, Actinopteri, Toxotidae. Gene Ontology annotation, molecular function: glucosyltransferase activity; protein binding. The transcript has 6 exons. The record is from RefSeq and is a predicted model, not a curated record.